Molecule: messenger RNA, 636 nt
Organism: Schistosoma margrebowiei
Lineage: Eukaryota; Metazoa; Platyhelminthes; Trematoda; Strigeidida; Schistosomatidae
Source: the annotation of a GenBank genome assembly
GUACAUUCGAAAUUGUUUUACCCGUCUCAACUGACGCUCUAUAAUUGAAUUUUAGUUAUACGAUAUGGGGGACUAUGCUGAGGCAGAGGGUAUCGCCUUGAAACGCUUAGCAGAGGAACGGAAAGCAUGGCGAAAAGAUCAUCCCUUUGGUUUUGUAGCCAAGCCCUUGAAGAACCCUGAUGGAUCGUUAGACCUGAUGACUUGGAAUUGUAGUAUUCCUGGAAAAAAAGGCACAUUGUGGGAGGGAGGAUUAUUCAGUCUUAGAAUGUAUUUCAAGCCAGAAUAUCCAACAACACCACCCAAAUGCAAGUUUGAGCCACCAUUGUUCCAUCCGAAUGUAUUUCCGUCUGGUACUGUAUGUCUUUCCCUCUUGGAUGAAGAAAAGCACUGGAGACCAGCAGUCACAAUCAAACAGAUUCUCUUAGGUAUUCAAGAUUUAUUAGAUCAUCCAAAUCCUAAAGAUCCUGCUCAAGCUGAUGCCUAUACGUUAUAUAUACAAAACAGAAAAGAAUACGAUACACGAGUUAAAAAGCAGGCUGAGUCUUUUCGAAACCCCAACUUGUAACUUUCUAUAUUUCAUUGCAAGAUAUAAGAUAACCAUAUAAGUGUAAAUACAAGACAAAUCUUAUGCUUCAA